This is a messenger RNA of Gracilinanus agilis (Agile Gracile Mouse Opossum), 1029 nucleotides long. Its product is annotated as fructose-1,6-bisphosphatase 1-like. Gene Ontology annotation, molecular function: fructose 1,6-bisphosphate 1-phosphatase activity. Gene Ontology annotation, cellular component: cytosol; cytoplasm. Lineage: Eukaryota; Metazoa; Chordata; Mammalia; Didelphimorphia; Didelphidae. Gene Ontology annotation, biological process: fructose metabolic process; gluconeogenesis; sucrose biosynthetic process. Bases 1 to 1029 code for a protein of 342 amino acids. The record is from RefSeq and is a predicted model, not a curated record. The transcript has a single exon.
AUGAGUUACCAGGAUCAGGGGGAAACGGAAAUUAGCACCUUGACUGGCUUUGCUUUGGAGACUGGAGAGAAAGCCAAAGGCACAGGUCAAAUUACUCAACUGCUCCUCAGCCUCUUCACUGCAGUCAAAGACAUCUCUUACGCUGUGCGUAAAGCAGGAAUAGUCCAACUCUACGGCCCCACGAAUGUAACGGUCAAAGAAGUUAAGGAGCUGGAUGUCUUCGCCAACAACCUGAUCAUUAACACUCUGAGGUCAUCUUUUGGCACAAGUGUUCUUGUGUCAGAAGGAAGCAAACAUGCCAUAAUAAUAGAACCGGAAAAAAGAGGGAAAUAUGUGGUCUGCUUUGAUCCUCUGGAUGGGACUAAUAACAUUCACUGCCUUGCGCCCGUCGGCACUAUUUUCGUCAUCUAUAGGAGGAAGUCAACUGGUGAGCCUUCUCAGGAUGAUGCUCUGCAGUCUGGCCGAAAUGCUGUGGUUGCUGGCUAUGCUCUAUAUGGAAGUGCCACAAUGAUGGUUGUCGCUAUGGACUGUGGGGUCAAUACAUUUUUGCUGGAUCCAGAUAUUGGGGAAUUCAUUUUAGUCCAUAAGAAUGUCCAGAUCAGAAACAAAGGAAGCAUCUACAGUAUCAACGAAGGCUAUACCAAGGACUUUGAGUCAGCUGUCUUAGAGUACCUGCAGUCGAAAAAAUCUCCUCAGGACAGUACAGCUCCCUAUGCUGCAAGGUAUAUCGGCUCAUUGGUUGCAGAUGUGCACAGGACCUUGGUGUAUGGAGGAAUUUUUCUGUAUCCACCCAAUGAAAUGUACCCCCAAGGAAAGUUGAGGCUCCUUUAUGAAUGCAACCCUUUAGCCUUCAUCAUAGAAAGAGCAGGGGGACUAGCUACCACAGGAAAGGAGUCAGUCCUGGACAUUGUUCCUACUGAAAUCCAUCAGAAAAUACCACUGAUUUUGGGCUCCCCAGAGGAUGUGAAGGAUUUUUUGAAGAUUUAUAAGAAGUAUGAAAAGCCUGUUUGCAAAUGUUGUCCCCACUAA